AUUCGAGUUUGGUGGUAGUCGUGAAUGCAUCGAUCUCAUUUCUUCUGGAGUUCGAAAAAUUAAGAAAGAAAAAAGUCUAGUGAGAUCGCAACACAUUUGAGAAGCAGCCAUGAAGGGAGUUUUGUUUAUUGUGGCUAGUCUUAUAGCCUUUGCUACGGGUCAAGACUGCCCAGCAUACUACGUCCGCAGUCAAUCCGGUCAAUCAUGUUACAGAUACUUCAACAUGCGCGUUCCCUACAGGAUGGCCUCCGAAUUCUGUGAAAUGGUUACACCUUGUGGAAAUGGACCAGCAAAAAUGGGUGCUCUGGCUUCAGUUUCGUCGCCUCAGGAGAACAUGGAAAUCUACCAAUUGGUGGCCGGCUUCUCACAGGACAACCAGAUGGAGAAUGAGGUUUGGCUCGGAUGGAACAGUCAGAGCCCAUUCUUUUGGGAAGAUGGCACCCCAGCUUAUCCUAACGGAUUCGCCGCUUUCUCCAGCAGUCCGGCGUCUCCUCCACGUCCCGGUAUGCCCCCAACUCGUAGCUGGCCCGUCAACCCUCAGAACCCCAUGUCAGGACCACCAGGAAGAGCUCCAGUCAUGAAGCGUCAGAACCCACCUGUCCGACCUGGACAAGGAGGACGGCAGAUCCCUCAGGGUGUGGGACCACAGUGGGAAGCGGUAGAGGUCACCGCCAUGCGCGCUUUCGUUUGUGAGGUACCUGCAGGCAGGAACAUCCCUAUCGGCCAACAACCGGGCAUGGGACAAGGCGGCUUUGGUAAUCAACAACCAGGCAUGGGUGGGCGACAACCAGGCUUUGGUAAUCAACCAGGAAUGGGUGGGCGACAACCAGGCUUUGGUAAUCAACCAGGAAUGGGAGGGCGACAACCAGGCUGGGGUAAUCAACCCGGUGUGGGUGGGCGACAACCAGGCAUGGGUGGACAACAACCAGGCUGGGGUAAUCAACCCGGUGUGGGUGGACGACAACCAGGCAUGGGUGGACAACCAGGAGUGGGCGGGCGACAACCAGGCUUUGGUAAUCAACCCGGCAUGGGUGGACAACAACCAGGCAUGGGUGGACAACAACCAGGCUGGGGUAAUCAACCCGGUGUGGGUGGGCGACAACCAGGCAUGGGUGGACAACCAGGAGUGGGCGGGCGACAACCAGGUGUGGGUGGACGACAACCAGGCUUUGGUAAUCAGCCAGGUGUGGGUGGACGACAACCAGGCAUGGGUGGACAACAACCAGGUAUGGGUGGACAACCAGGAGUGGGCGGGCGACAACCAGGUAUGGGAGGGCGACAACCAGGCUUUGGUAAUCAACCAGGUGUGGGUGGGCGACAACCAGGCAUGGGUGGCCAGCAACCGAAUAACCCGAAUAACCCGAACCCGAACAACCCGAACAACCCGAAUAACCCAAACCCCAGGUUCAACAGACCCCGUAUGCUUCAAGAGGCAGACGCGUUGGCAUAACUUGAGCUCAGACUGAACUUACUAUUUUCUUUGUUGUUAUAGACUUGAAAAGUUUUGCCUCGGCGUUUUUUUUUUUCUUCUUCCUUCCAUACUUUGAGGAAUUACCGAACGGAAGUGUUAUGUAGAGCGCCCUCAACGCAGAGUUCAUUCGACAAAAGCCUUUCUUGACAUUGCUUCAAAAUGUUGUUCUGAAAGAAGGGAUGAGACUGAUACUUCUACAGCUUCGCUCGAACAAUUCGUUUAGUUUGAAGUUUAACAGGAUAUAAUAUAAACUGGUCUUCCAGUUUUCCCACAGUCAUAUUUUGUUUUCUCGUUUUAAAUUCAAUACGUUUACUUUUUUUUAUAAAAAAUAAAAGACAGUGGAUGUAAACAAAUUUGAAAGAUAUGUAAAGAAUUAAAGUUCGUUUCACUUUAAAUGUGGUAAAAUAAAGAUGUAAUAUAUCACAUUAAAA
Strongylocentrotus purpuratus (purple sea urchin) is the source of this 1902-nucleotide messenger RNA. RefSeq names its product spicule matrix protein SM50 (gene SM50). The record is from RefSeq and is marked validated. NCBI's taxonomy places the organism in Eukaryota, Metazoa, Echinodermata, Echinoidea, Camarodonta, Strongylocentrotidae.